Molecule: messenger RNA, 1402 nt
Organism: Chironomus riparius
Lineage: Eukaryota; Metazoa; Arthropoda; Insecta; Diptera; Chironomidae
Source: the annotation of a GenBank genome assembly
AAGGAAAAUUAAGAAUUAUUAAUCGAGUGACAAAAUAAUCAUUGCGAAAAUAAGGAGAAUUUUUGUGAAUUCAAUUAAAAAUUUGGAAGUGAAAGUGAAGUGAAAAGAUUCAACAAAAUGAAUUUCUGUUGUUCUAUCGUUAAAUUCUUCGUCGUUCUGAUGAACUUGGUGUUUUGGAUCGCCGGCAUUGGUAUUGUUGCAUUAGCAGUAUGGAUGCUUGUAGAUCCAGCAUUCAUGAUCUCAUUGGCUCAAGAGCAUCAGAAUUAUCAAUAUGCUCUAUUUAUACUCCUGGCUAUUGGUAUUCUCAUGGUGUUACUCGCAUUCUGUGGAUGCUGCGGUGCCCUUAAAGAAUCGUCUUGCAUGCUCGUCUCGUUCUUCUGUUGCAUGCUAAUUGUUCUUACGGCAGAAAUAGCUGCUGGGUUCUGGGCAUACCAAAACAGUGAUAAACUUGAAGCAUUCGUAAAGUCCAACUUUAAACAUACAAUUGCUAAUGAAUAUAGGGAAGUUCACGCAAGGACAGAGAUGGUUGAUCACAUUCAAAUUCAUUUACAAUGCUGCGGUGUUGAUGGACCUGCUGAUUGGGCUAAUACCAAAUAUAAUAACGCCAAGGGUGGAUUAUUGGACUUGUCUGUUACAAAUAAAUUGUCAUACUCUGUUCCACCAUCAUGUUGUAAGAACGGAACUGAACGAUCAUUAUGUGAAACAACGAGAAAAGGUGCCAUAACAACAAGUGUUAAUCCAAUUAUCAAUAAAACUGGCUGCAUGGAACGAGUCGUUCAGGAAGUUAAAAGGAAUAUCCAAUACAUCCUUCUUGGCGGUUUAAUAGUAAUUGCUGUUCAACUCUUCGGAAUUCUCCUAGUCCUGUGCUUAUGCUGUGCAGUCAAACGUAACAAAGAUGAUGACUACAAAGAUUAAAAUCAAGCCGAGAGCAGACUAAAGAAACCGAAUUAUCUGUAUGAUGAAAUUCGUUAUUAAUUUAUUUUCUAGUAAGGACGUGGGGUUGAUGUGGUGUGAUUUUUUCUUAAGUUUAAGGGACGAACAAAAAACAAAACAAAUGAUACAAACAAAUAUGAAGUAUGAAGACGAGAGACAAAGAGGGACAAUCUUUAUCUCUGCUCUGCUCUGCUGACAAAAAAAGAAUAUUGACGAAAAAAAAUUAAUUAAUGUAAAAUUUCAUGAAGAAAAAGACGGAAAAUGAUGCAUUUUGAAUCAGUUGGUUAAUAAUUUGGGUUUUUUGGUUCGUGCAGUUUUUUGCAACUUUACCAAUGAUAUUAUAUUUGCAUGCAGCUGAUAUGCAAAUCCGAAGGAGAAAUAAGUUUAUUGAGUUGAUUUGUUGAUAUUUCAAAGCCGUCACGUUUUUGAGCUAGUCGAGUAGCUUUAUGAAUUGAAUAUUAAUUUCUUA